GAUGCAGAAGGUCAGUCACAAAGACAGAGAAAGAGACCACCACCUCACACAGAGCGGGAGUGGCAUGCUGCUGACGGUUGGUUAUAAAUAAGUAUUUCUCUGGGCCAGAACCCAGACAACCAGACCCAGGGGAGAUAGGGGAGCAGCGGAAUCACCAUUGCCCAGUCCAAGCACAGGGUGGCGAUGGAGACCUCCUCUACAACCAAACAGUCUGACCAGGAGGUUCCCAAGAAAGAAAGGACAGAUGGAGAGCCUGGUGAGAACAGGGAAGAAGAAGAGACAGUGGAAAAUGGAACAGCAGUGGUGUCUGACUGUAAGCAGAUGGCCAGGGAGGCGUUGGACUGGCUGAACGUCUGGGAGCCCAGUGUUUACUACACCCUGGGAAAAGAGUCCUUCUUCAUCGCUGGUCAUGAGAUCUGCAUCCGAGAGUCUCUGGACUCCUACGGCGCCCUCAUCUGGCCGGGGGCGGUAGCUCUAAGUCAGUUCCUGGAGAAUAACCGGCAGCAGGUGAAUCUCCUGGAUAAAGCAGUUCUGGAGAUCGGGGCAGGCACAGGCUUACUGUCUAUUGUGGCGAGUCUACUGGGAGCCUGGGUAACGGCCACCGACCUGCCCGAAAUCCUUCCCAACCUGACCUUUAACCUCUCUCGUAACUCCAAGAGCCGCUGCCGCUACACCCCCCAGGUGAGGGCCCUCACCUGGGGUCAAGACCUCGAGAGAGACUUCCCCUGCACUUCCUGUCGCUACGACUAUGUUCUGGCAGCCGAUGUGGUGUAUCACCACGACUACCUGGAGGAGCUGCUGGCGACCAUGCGCCACUUCUGCAGACCAGCAAGUGGCACCACGCUCCUGUGGGCCAAUAAGGUGAGGUUUCAGUCAGACCUGAGGUUCAAGGAGAGCUUUGAGAGUUGUUUUAGUACGACGCUGCUGACAGAGCUGAAGGAGGGGGACGUGAGGAUCUAUAAGGCCACUGCACGGGAGUGAGAGGGAGGAAAGGAGGGAGAGAGGAUAGACGUGGAGGGGAUAGUGAGAAAUGAAGGAGAAAGAGGGAUGGAGAGACCAGGGAGGAUAGGAGCUAGACUCAAGGAAAUGAGGUGAGAAAUAGAAAGAGAUGGAGGUUGUUCUCCACCGUGGAUGAAACAGGAGCUCAAUAGCUCACUACAGAGAACGGACUGCCUGGAGCCCAUUCUGUGGUGCUAAGUCAUCCUCGGGAUGGGUACAUUCACCUCAUUAGCAUAUUAGACAGACAACAAAAGCUGAUUCUGU
This is a messenger RNA of Oncorhynchus tshawytscha (Chinook salmon), 1263 nucleotides long. RefSeq names its product methyltransferase 21C, AARS1 lysine b (gene mettl21cb). Gene Ontology annotation, cellular component: cytosol; cytoplasm. NCBI's taxonomy places the organism in Eukaryota, Metazoa, Chordata, Actinopteri, Salmoniformes, Salmonidae. The coding region runs from base 184 to 981 and encodes 265 amino acids. The record is from RefSeq and is a predicted model, not a curated record. Gene Ontology annotation, molecular function: protein-lysine N-methyltransferase activity. Gene Ontology annotation, biological process: peptidyl-lysine methylation. The transcript is spliced from 5 exons.